Aspergillus clavatus NRRL 1 is the source of this 330-nucleotide messenger RNA. RefSeq names its product Con-6 family protein. Gene Ontology annotation, cellular component: cytoplasm. Bases 1 to 330 code for a protein of 109 amino acids. The record is from RefSeq and is a predicted model, not a curated record. NCBI's taxonomy places the organism in Eukaryota, Fungi, Ascomycota, Eurotiomycetes, Eurotiales, Aspergillaceae. The transcript has 3 exons.
AUGUCAUACUCCAGGGAAAACAACGAAGUCUCCGCGUCCGGGGAGGAUAGAGUAAACGCCAUGCGCGGUUACAAGGCUACAAUCAGCAACCCCCGCGUCUCGAACGAAGCCAAACAGCACGCGCAGGAUGUGCUGGACAAUGAACUGCAUUGGAACCAGCCGCGGCAAGAUCUGUAUGCGGUGCGGCAGCAGAAUAAGGAGCCGAAUCGGGUGGCUGGGGGGUUGAAGGCGGCUCAGAGAAACCCGCGUGUGACACGGAGCGGCAAACAGAGCGCUGGGGAGAAGUUGGAUCAGUUGGGAAAGACGCAGCAGGAGCAGCCGGAGGAGUAG